This is a messenger RNA of Stylonychia lemnae, 1596 nucleotides long. NCBI's taxonomy places the organism in Eukaryota, Ciliophora, Spirotrichea, Sporadotrichida, Oxytrichidae. The record is from the annotation of a GenBank genome assembly.
AUGUACAGAUAAUAACCUACUCAAAAUAAAAUUCUUCAAAAAUAGUGGAACGAAUACGAGAGUCAGAUUCACAACCAAAAAAUAAGAGAAGUUAAGUCAUCUAUUGAUUCAAGAGUUCUUAAGAAGAAUGGCGGCACAAGAAACACUAAGAAGGAAGCCAUUAUGGAAGCUAGGUUCACUGAAAUUGAAAGAGAAAACCAUAUGCAGUUAAGAGCAAGAAGCUUGAAUGGCUAAGCUAGAAGAUAAAAAUUGCUGAAGAUAACGAUUGAAAAUUAGAAUAUACUGAAAAGACUCUAAGAAAAGUAGUCAUUUUAUAAGGUUUCUGAUUGGGAAGGCGACUUCAAGAAGAGAGAAGCAAUAUUAGAGAAGAUGUGCGAGUAUCCAUACAUUUUACAAUAGAGGAGCCCAAAUCAAACAUUUAUGGUUGAAUAGAACAACCAAUCUUUACUUGGAGGGGGGCCUAUGUCUUAGAACAACUCAUUACUAGAUCCAUUUGGAGUCAUGAGUGCUAAUGGAAGUGUUGGAGGAUAAAGACUGCCAAAACUUAAUAAUACAGUCUUAGAUAAUUACAGCACAGCUAAUGGAAGCAAUAGCACCUCCUAUGGUGCUUGGAAUAAAUUGGCUAAGGGUGACUUGGUUGUUCGCUAAGCUAGCAUCUUAGAUGAAAAUCGUAUAGUGCUCUAUAAGCGAGGCAAGCAGAUAGCUAACGGUUAUUAUAUUGUUGAAAUUUCAUCCAAUAAUUCGCAUUUAUUCGUUGCAGCCUAUGAUGUUGAAAGUCCUGAAUCUCUGCUCAUUGAAAUACCAGAAACAAAGGCUCAACAAAUAUUAUAAUCAUUUAAGAAUGAUUAUGAAUAGAUGGCCUCUUGUCUGAAUAUCUCUAAUAAAAGGCUUAUGCUAUUAAAUCCUAAAUAUGCUGCAAUAAAAAGAGCUGUGGUUUCUAGUCAGGGCUCAUAGGCUUAAAUGAACGUUUAUGGUUUAAAUGCUACUGCUAAUAACUUCAAAAUGAAUGAGAGCUUUAAGAACGGGAUAAAUAUCUAGAAUAGCAAUGCAAGAAGUAUAUCAGCUAUGAAUCUUAAUCAAAGACAUCAUAAUCGAGAUCAGAGUUACUAGGAUGGACCGGGAACAAUAGAGCAUGACGGAGGAUUAACCAAUAACCGGCCUUAAACUGAUGCUAAAUAAGAUAGGUAUAGUGGAGUAUAAGCACUAAAGAACAACAGUAUCCUAAAUGGUUCUUCGAAUAUAUCCAGCUUGAAUAAUGUAUUCGAGAAGAGACAUCAAAGCUCAAAUCCGAUAAGCAAUUCUAACAUUCUGUAAUAGCAGUAGAAUUUAAAUAAUACCAAUAAUGUGGUACUUUCUCCUCUGAAUAUAUCAAUUAAUAAUCAUAAAAGCAAGAAAAAUCUGGGAGAUUAAAAUAAUUCAAAGAGCUACAAUAUAUAAGACAAAAGUACAAUGGAUGAAUAGAUGAGGAUGAGUUUCAACUAGACUUAGACUAAUGAAGGCUAGAAGCAAUAGCAUUACAGCAGGUACUAAAAUGAGAAUGACAUAGAAAACUACCAAGAUAUAGUUCAAAACUAGGCUUUUAAUACUAUAGUUUGA